Parasteatoda tepidariorum (common house spider) is the source of this 792-nucleotide messenger RNA. RefSeq names its product ribosomal protein L28 (gene RpL28). Gene Ontology annotation, cellular component: ribosome. Gene Ontology annotation, biological process: translation. The record is from RefSeq and is a predicted model, not a curated record. Gene Ontology annotation, molecular function: structural constituent of ribosome. Lineage: Eukaryota; Metazoa; Arthropoda; Arachnida; Araneae; Theridiidae.
GAGAAGAGGAGAGAUUCCAACGUGCAAGCGAGAUUCAGAUGUAAAUAAACAAAAUAUUUAUUUCAGUUCAGUUCUAGAAAAAAAGUUUUGGUUAUCAUUUUUUACAAUAUCAAACAUUAAAUAAUUAAUAUAUUUCACAAAAAGAAGAGUUUUAAAAAAGUGGAAAAAAAUUAAAUUAUGUAAUAUGCGCAAAAAUUAAAAUAAUAAUAAAACUAUCCGCUUUUUAUAGUUUGGCAUCAACCUCAGACUUCAAAUCGCCAUUUCCGAUUAUUAGUAUUGUGUUGCAGUUUCGUGAUUCGUAGUACACACGUGGAUCCUUAAAAAUGGUGGGACAUAAUCACAAUCAUUUGAACUGGAUGAUAGUUAGAAACUGUUCCAGUUUUUUAGUAAAGAAAAGGAAUAUUAAGAAGCAUUUCAGCUUGGAUCCACUGAACAUGAAAAAGAUACAUUCUCCUAGAUUUUGUGGCACAAUUCAGAAAAAUGCUUUGAUGGUAGAUCCUCAUCCAAGCAACAAGGGGGUGAACUUCGUAUUCAAGAAGAAACAUUAUCAUCAUAAACCUUCAAGAACUUUACAAGUUACUCCACUUACCAAAGAUGCUCGUAGAACCAUGAAUAGCAUAAAGAAGUUUGUAAAUAAGAACCGUUACAGGAAGGACAUUAAAAUGUUGGCUCUUAGACGUGCAAGUGCUAUCAUAAAAAGCCAGAAACCAAUUGUCCCAAAAAAGAAAGUUUUCAAGAAGAAACCUGAAUAACUUGAAAAAUUGUAUUUAAUAAAAUAAUUGAAAAAACUCA